AUGGGUGCCUUCCAGCGAAAAAAAUUCCAGUCAUCUGCGGAUGCGAACAAAUUUGCGUCACGGUAUCGGGCGGCCAUGGCCAAGCAUCCGUUUCUGCUCUUCGGCCUGCCGUUCCUUGUGGUCAUGGUCGGCGGGUCGUUUGUCCUGACGCCGGCGACAGCGAUCCGGUACGAGCGACACGAUCGCAUGGUCCGGCAGCUGUCGCGUGAAGAGGAGCUGGGCAUUGGCAAGGGCGGGCGCAGGGCGGACAUGCGGGAGGAAUACUACAGACUCGCCCACAAGGACCUGGACAACUGGGAGCAGAAGCGGGUCAAGAGGCUCAAAGGCGAGAAUGACGGAGUGUUGUAG
Grosmannia clavigera kw1407 is the source of this 348-nucleotide messenger RNA. Its product is annotated as cytochrome c oxidase-assembly factor mitochondrial. The transcript is spliced from 2 exons. The record is from RefSeq and is a predicted model, not a curated record. Gene Ontology annotation, biological process: mitochondrial respiratory chain complex IV assembly. Lineage: Eukaryota; Fungi; Ascomycota; Sordariomycetes; Ophiostomatales; Ophiostomataceae. Bases 1 to 348 code for a protein of 115 amino acids. Gene Ontology annotation, cellular component: mitochondrial inner membrane.